Molecule: messenger RNA, 3438 nt
Organism: Closterium sp. NIES-65
Lineage: Eukaryota; Viridiplantae; Streptophyta; Zygnematophyceae; Desmidiales; Closteriaceae
Source: the annotation of a GenBank genome assembly
AUGCAGGGUUCGCGGAACCUUCUCUCGUCGUCGAGUGAUGUCACAGUAGCCAUCACUAGCCACGACUGGAAAGAUAGUGCGAAGGGUAUCGGCGCCGGCAAAAGCGCCGUGGAUGGCGGAAACGAAUUCGACGGGGUGGAUAGCUGGCGAGGCGCGUUCGCCGGGGAGGUGGUGACUGUGGAAGAGGUCCGAGAAGACAAGGGGGAAGCGAAACGGCGGAAAGGCAACCGGGGAAAAUCGAAGAAAUCGAAGGCGGGGGAAAAGCGAGGAGAGGAUGCGGCGGUAAUGGGGCGCACGGGUGAUCAGGGUAGCAAAAAGGGGAAAGGACUGGUUGUUGAGAUUGCGGAGAAGGAGAAAGGGAAGAAGCGGGAAGAGAUGGUGAUCAAGGUUGGCGGGUUGACCAAGGAAGCGAAGAAUGACACCCGCGAGAAGAGAGGCGAGACAGGCGAGGAGGGGGAAUUGAAGGGAUCAGACAGCAGAACGGAGGAGCAGCGUGAUGAGCGGCGGGAGGAGGGGAUAGAAAAGGAUCACGUAGGGAAGGAGGAGAGUGCACGGGAUAGCAGCAGCACGCUGCAUACCGACAGCACGCGGCAGGAGAGCGGCACGCGGGAGGAGAACACGACGGGGGAGGGAGGGCGUGAGAUUGGUAGCGAUACGCGGCAGAAGGAGGAGGUCGGGGGGAAGGCGGAGGCAGCUGCUGGCGCGCAUGAGGGGAAACAUAGCAGCCCAGGGGCACAGGCAGCCAAAUCGGAUGUCGCAUGGGAAGCGGAUGUCGCACCGGAAAGAGAAGCAGCGGGAGAGUCAAAGGCAUCAGGGGAGGCGGGGGCGGCAUCAGGGGAGGCGGAGUCGGCAUCAGGGGAGGCGGAGUCGGCAUCAGGAGAGGCGGGGCCGGCAUCAGGGGAGGCGGAGACGGCAUCAGGGGAGGCGGGGGCGGCAUCAGGGGAGGCGGAGUCGGCAUCUGGGGAGGCGGAGUCGGCAUCAGGGGAGGCGGGGGCGACAUCAGGUGGUGGAGUUAGCGACGCUGCAGUGAUCGCUGUGGCCGAGGGCAACCUAGGCGCACGCCUGCAGGCGCUUUGCCUUGCGCCCGCCGUCAGCGCGGUGUGGGGCGCGCGCGCACCGGGGGAGGCGGAUGCGGGGAAGAAGGAAGGGGAUAAGGCGAGGGAGGUAGCCGUUGUGUGGAGUGACUCAGCGGUCGCGGAUGCUGACGUGGACGGAAGUGCUGCUGAUUCCGCUGGCGGCAGUCCCAAGAAGGGACCCGCAGGGGAGGGGUUCUUGGAUUUAUUCAGCGGGUUUCCCGGUGUAGAUGCAUUACGGUUAGACGAGAAGGAUAAGGCUGCUUGGCCGAGUGUGACUGUAACGGGAGCAGCCUCUGCUGCUCCUCUUUUAGAGUCACGGAAAGAGGUGCAAGUCUCGUUGCCGGCCUGUGUAGACGAGGGGUCGGAAUCGGCCAAUACGAGCGCGACAAGCGGCAACAGCAGCAGCAGCGCGGAGGUGCCCGGAUUGUCGUUGUCGCUGUGGGUCCCUUCUGGACUAAGCCACGUGGCAAGCAGAGAAUGGUUUGCCACCGUACUGCACUCCUCGCCACAAGUGUUCCCCCCCCUCUCUGGAACUUCCUCUCCCCCGGUCCCCCCAACCCUUCGUUUUCUUCCCUUCUAUUUCCUUUCCCCUUCCCGUCCUACCCCCUAUCGCCGCAUCUCCCCCCAGACCCCCCCCGAGGCAUGCUCCGCCCUCCGCCUCUUCCAGUCUUGCCUGGGCGCUCUGCAGCCCUCGCCACGUGUCAGCAGAUUACUGGAGGAGGGAGCGCUGGGGGAAACGGGAGCAGCUGCUGGGAGGUCUGAGGGGGAGAUAAAGGAGGGUGGGGGAGGACGGGUAAAGGGGGGAUCUAGGGAGAGACUAGCUCGUAGCACGGCUGUGUAUCUGGAAGCCAAUCAGGUGAUGCCAGGGGGCACGUGCGGAGGGUGCCCCGAGGACCCUCUACUCAACUGCACGCUUCGCGCGCUGACGUGGCGCUACCUGCGCGUGCCGUCCAACUCGUCUGACGUGGACUUCACUGUAGCAGCUGCCUCUGCUAUAGACGCUGCUACAGUCGCAGGCACCUUCCAUCCCCUGCGCGCCCCCCUCCUCCUCCCCCACACUGCUGUCAGAACGGCCAUGGGUUGCCCCUUGAGAAGACCUCCCUCCUCCUCCUCCUCCUCCUCCUCCUCCAGUGCGUCGCCCAGCAGCAGCUCUGCUGCGUCUGCCUCUUCCGAUUCCUCACCACCAUCCUCAUCCUCCUCAUCACCAUCACCACCAUCCGCAUCGUCUUCGUCGCGGCGACUGUUGGCGCUUAAGGGAGGGGAGAAGGAGCACGAGGAGCAGGAGAGGAAGUCUGGUUCACCGGCUGAGUGGUCUGGGAGCGAUAGUAGUGAGAACAGAAGCAGUGGGACGAGGAGCAGCAGCAGCAGCAGCAGCAGCAGUGGGGAGAGCAGGGCGGAAGGGCACGAAUGGAGUUGUGGUCAACUGGAGCUGGCGGAGCUGCUGCUGCUGUCGUGGGCUCGAGGGCUCAUCCACUCGCGCCCCUCCGUGGAGGCUCUCUUCAUUGCCGCCCAGGGGAAGCACCGGGCGAGUCAGAGCAGCAGUGUGGGGGGAGAUGUGGGAGCCUCUGCAGAGGCUGCUGCUGUCCGCCCUCUGGCAGCCGCGUUUGUGAAGGAGGAGAGUGUGUGCGCUGCCCCUCGUGUUGCCCGGUUUGUGGACCAGAAGUACCUGCAGCAGAUGCUCGUCGAUGAGGAGCUCAAGGUGGUGUACUGCUUUGUCCCCAAGGCGGCCUGCACGAGCUGGAAGGUGUGGUUCCGCCAGCAGCUGUCCAAGCGACUCGGCAGCAUGAAGUCAUACGGCGUGCCGGAGCGAAUCAUCGUACACAACCCGCAGCAGAGCGGGCUGAGCAUCAUGGGGUACGGGUUUGAGGAGCACGACAACAUUCGCUUCCUCACCCGCCCGGACUUCUUCAAGUUCUCGUUUGUGCGCAACCCGUUUACACGGAUUGCAUCGGCGUAUCUGAACAAGCACGUGGACGGGGGGUAUCCGCACGACCGCAAGUACUGGAACGAGCGCUUCUUUGCAGGGCUACAGGCGUACAACGAGCUCAUGAAGAGCCAGAACGGUAGCGACUUCAUCCCCUUCUCAACCUUCAUGUCAUUCCUCCAGAUGCAAGCCACACGCUAUGUAGCGCGCAUGGACCCCCACGUCCGCCCCCAGAUAAAUCUGUGCAAGCUGAAUUCGAUCCGAUAUGAUUUUAUUGGGCGGUUUGAGAAUCUAGAGGAGGAUGUGGCGAAGGUGAUGCGGCAGUUUGGGAAGGAGGGGAAAGAUGCCUUUAAUAUUGGCCAUGGCGCACACCCAACUAAUGCGUCGGAUAAGCUUCUCGAGUUAUAUGACCAGGUGAGUCUAAUGGUGUACGAUUAA